GCGUUGCUUAAAUAAAAAAUGGCGGACCACAGAUUUAGCAGAGGUUUCAAAUCGCCAGUGUUGUGGCUUUUUUCUGUGCAAUCUUUAAUCAAAAUGUGUUUGUCUAUUCUCGCGUUGAGCGCUGUAGUCGUCGAAUGUCAAAUUGAAGAUACAUUCCGAGCAGGAAAUAGCGUUUUUUCACCGGCUGUUGCAGCAGCACGGGAUCUACGGUACCUGCUUUACGACAUCAACCCCCCAGAGGGUUUCAACCUUCGUCGGGACGUGUACAUUCGCAUGGCAUCCCUGGUGAAGACCCUGAGGAGACACAGUGACUGGGUGCUGGUGCUGCCCCCCUGGGGACGUCUUUACCACUGGCAGAGCCCAGACAUCCACCAGAUCAGGAUCCCCUGGGGAGAGUUCUUCAGCCUCACCAGCUUGCAGGGCAACGUGCCUGUCAUAGAGUACGAAGAGUUUAUAGCUGAGUCUGGAGGCCCAUUUAUUGAACAGGUCCUGGUGCUACAGAACUACGCUGAAGGGUGGACUGACGGGAAAUGGGAGGAGAAAGUGGACCAGCGACCCUGCGUUGAACGGUUAUUGUACUCCAAAGACAAACAGGGUUAUUACAGAGGAUGGUUUUGGGGCUAUGAGGAAACCAGGGGUGUGAACGUCACUUGUCUGUCAGCUCAGGGCCACGCCUCCAUCCUGGCACCACUCCUGCAGAACAACAUCACAUCAACUUCUGUGAUGUUGGACAAAGCAGAGACUGUCCUCCAUGAUCACUACGCAGGAAAGGACUACUGGGAUACUCGCCGCAGUAUGGUCUUUUCCAAACACCUGCGUCUCCUUGGGGACGAGUUCCGUGCAAAGUACCUGAACUCCACAGAUGAGCAGGACCAGACCGUAUACAAUGAGGACUGGACUCGCAUUAAGAAUAAGCUGGGUUCUGCCAGAGGGGGGCCGUACCUGGGUGUCCACCUGAGAAGGAAGGAUUUUAUCUGGGGUCACAGAGAGGAUGUGCCCAGCCUCAAAGGAGCUGUCAAGAAGAUCAGGGACCUCAUGAAGAAAAACAAACUAGACAGAGUCUUUGUUGCCACUGACGCAGAUGAGGAAGAGCUGGAGGAGCUGAAGAAAAUAUUACCAGAGAUUACACGCUUUGAACCCACCUGGGAGGACCUGGAACUACUCAAGGACGGGGGCGUGGCUAUCGUUGACCAAUGGAUCUGCGCACAUGCCAGGUAUUUUAUCGGAACAUCUGUGUCAACCUUCUCUUUCCGGAUCCACGAGGAGAGAGAGAUUCUGGGAUUCGACCCCAAAACUACCUACAACCGCUUCUGUGGGGACAGCGAGAAGGAGUGUGAACAGCCCACACACUGGAAAAUAGUUUACUAAUGCAAUGAUGUGACACCCCUCUCAACAGCUCUCAAAGAACAUGCCAAUUGCAGUGUUAAAGUGGAGCUUUGUUUUUAUAUAUACAUUUAAAGUCGGACGUUUACAUACACUUAGGUUGGAGUCAUUAAAACUCGUUUUUUAACCACUCCGCAAAUGUCUUGUUAACAAACUGUAGUUUUGGCAAGUCGGUUAGGACAUCUACUUUGUGCAUGACACAACACAUUUUUCCAACAAUUGUUUACAAACAGAUUAUUUCACUGAAUCACAAUUCCAGUGGGUCAGAAGUUUACAUACACUAAAUCGACUGUGCCUUUAAACAGCUUGGAAAAUUACAGAAAGUGAUGUCAUGGCAGUAGAAGCUUCUGAUAGACUAAUUGACAUUAUUUGAGACAAUCGGAGGUGUACCUGUGGAUGUACUUCAGGCCCUACCUUCAAACUCAGUGCCUCUGCUUGACAUUGUGGGAAAAUCAAAAUAAAUAAGCCAAGACUUCAGAAAAACAUUAUAGACCUCCACAAGUCUGGUUCAUCCUUGGGAGCAAUUUCCAAAUUACAGAAGUACCACGUUCAUCUGUACAAACAAUUGUACGGAAGUAUAAACACCAUGGGACCACGCAGCCGUCAUACCACUCAGGAAGAAAACGCAUUCUGUCUCCUAGAGUUGAACGUACUUUGGUGCAAAUAUUGCAAAUCAAUCCCAGAACAACAGCAAAGGACCUUGUGAAAAAGCUGGAGGAAACAGGUACAUAUUAUCUAUAUCCACAGUAAAACAAGUCCUAUAUCGAAAUAACCUGAAAGGCCGCUCAGCAAGGAAGAAGCCACUGCUCCGAAACUGCCAUUAAAAAAAGCCAAACUACGGUUUGCAACUGCACAUGGGGACAAAGAUCAUACUUUUUGGAGUCUGACGAAACAAAAAUAGAACUGUUUGGCCAUAAUGACCAUUAUGUUGGCGGAAAAAGGGGGUAGCUUGCAAGCCAAAGAACACCAUCCCAACCGUGAAGCACGGGAGUGGCAGCAUCAUGUUGUGAGGGUGCUUUGCUGCAGGAGGUACUGGUGCACUUCACAAAAUAGGUGGCAUCAUGAGGAGGAAAAUUAUGUGAAUAUAUUGAAGCAACAUUUCAAGACUUCAGUCAGGAAGUUAACGCUUGGUCUCAAAUGGGUCUUCCAAAUGGACAAUGACCCCAAGAAUACUUCCAAAGUUGUGGCAAAAUGGCUUAAGGACAACAAAGUCAAGGUAGUGUCCAUCACAAAGCCCUGACCUCAAUCAUAUAGAACAUUUGCUGACAACUGAAAAAGCAUGUGUGAGCAAGGAUGCCUACAAACCUGACUCAGUUACACCAGCUCUGUCAGGAGGAAUGGGCCAAAAUUCACCCAACUUAUUGUGGGAAGCUUGUGGAAGGCUCCCUGACACAUUUGACCCAAGUUAAACAAUUGAAAGGUAAUGCUACCAAAUACUAAUUGAGUGUAUGUAAACGUCUGAUCCACUGGGAAUGUGAUGAAAGAAAUGAAAGCUGAAGUAAAUCAUUCUAUUAUUCUGACAUUUCACAUUCUUAAAAUAAAGUGGUGAUCCUAACUAACCUAAAACAGGGAAUUUUUACUAUAAUUAAAUAUCAGGAAUUGUGAAAAACUGAGUUUAAAUGUAUUUGUCUAAGGUGUAUGUAAUCUUCCGACUUCAACUGUAUAUAUGUACAAUAUAUGUUCUAAUAGUGUUUUUUGUGUCAUGUUUUUAUUGUUUUGAGAAUUGUGCAACCUGUGAUUAGACAAAAACCUUCAAAUACUUUUUAAAGAACAGAUGUUUUAUAGGUCAGAUGUUUUCAAGGUCACCACUUUAUUUUCACUUGUUUGCACUCAUGUCUGCUAACUUUACAUAUAUAAACCAUUGUUUUAUCUAUCAUAAUGGCAGCACCUAGUAUGAGUGAAAAUGAUAAUCAGAUUUGGCUGAUAGUAAUGGUAUAAUAAUGGUAUACAGUUCCUUUCAGAAAGUAUUCAGACCCCUUGACUUUUUCCACAUUUUGUUACGUUAAAGCCUUAUUCUAAAAUUGAUUAAAUAAAAAAAUCCUCAGCAAUCUACACACAAUACCCCAUAAUAACAAAUCAAAAACAGGUUUAACAUUUUUUUUUGAAUUUAUCAAAUAAAAAGACAGACACCUUAUUUACAUAAGUAUUCAGACCCUUUGCUGUGAGACUCGAAAUUGAGCUCAGGUGCAUCCUGUUUCCAUUGAUCAUCCUUGAGAUGUUUCUACAACUUUAUUGGAGACCACCUGUGGUAAUUUAAAUUGAUUGGACAUGAUUUGGAAAGGCACACACCUGUCUAUAUAAGUCCCACAGUUGACAGUGCAUGUCAAAGCAAAAACCAAGCCAUGAGAGCUCAGAGACAGGAUUGUGUUGAGGCGCCCAUCUGGGGAAGGGUACCAAAACAUUUUUGUAGCACUGAACGUCCCCAAGAACACAGUGGCCUCCAUCAAUCUUAAAUGGAAGAAGUUUGGUCGCCUGGCCAAACUGAGCAAUCGGGGGAGAAGGGCCUUGGUCAGGGAGGUGACCAAGAACCCACUGGUCCCUCUGAUACAGCUCCAGAGUUCUCUGUGGAGAUGGGAGAACCUUUCAGAAGGACAACCAUCUCUGCAGCAUUCCACCAAUCAGGCCUUUUAUAGUAGAGUGGCUAUACGGAAGCCAGUCCUCAGUAAAUGGCACUUGAUGAAUACCUGCUCCAGAGCGCUCAUGACCUCAGACUGGGGCGAAGGUUCACCUUCCAAAAGGACAAUGACCCUAAGCACACAGCCAAGACAAUGCAGGAGUGGUUUUAGGUCAAGUCUCUGAAUGUCCUUGAGUGGCCCAGCUAGAGCCCGGACUUAAACCCGAUUUAACGUCUCUGGAGAGACCUGAAAAUAACUGCAGCAAUGCUCCCCAUCCAACCUGACAGAGCUUGAGAGGAAUUCUAUAAACCUGUUUUUGAUUUGUCAUUAUGGGGUAUUGUAUGUAGUUGAUGAGGUGAACUAACCAUUUAAUCAAUUUUAGAAUCCGGCUGUAAUGUACAAAUAUGUGGAAAAAGUCAAAGGGUCUGAAUACUUUUAGGGGAAUUAUUUGUUGGGGUAACAUGAAUUGAAAGAGCAGUGUCUUCUUUUAUUUACUUCUGCCAAUUCAAAGUCUAUUUGGUUGUGAAUCGUCCUUAUUAUGCUGGACCACAUUUUGGUGAGCUUGAGAAACCUUUGUUCUUUUUGUUUUGUUUUCCUUUGUUUUGUUUUCCUUUGAGUGUAGCCUAUGAUAGAAACGUUGCUGCUUGGUUGACAAUGCAGUUUUCCAACAGAGAGAAGCAGAUAUGUGGCUAAAUAUAAUAUGUUGAUGUGCCAUUUUUGUUCCACUUGACCUGUUAAAAGGUAAGUCCAAAGCCACAUAGUGAACAUGGAUGGACCAGUUUAUUAUGGUGAAACUUCAAACAUUAUCUAUAUUUUAUAUGAUCAGAUAUCAACAUAACUCUGACAAAGAUUACACUUACAGUAACGUUUGUUCUACAGACUACAUGUACUGUAUAAAAAUUGAAUGACAAAUGUUGUGACAUUUUUGUACUUUUCCAAUUGUAUGACUGUCAUUUGGGAAAGGAUUUCAUUUUAAACUAUUUUCAAGACUCUAAAUCAGAGCCCAUACCAUAUUUUCACUGAUUACAUCAUCUUUUUUCUUUCCUUUUUCUUACAACAAAAGGACUGACACAAUGAUAUCACCUGUCAAGAUGUUCUAAGGUGACCGCCAUUAAAGAGGCUAUUUUCAAAGAA
Oncorhynchus masou masou (cherry salmon) is the source of this 5132-nucleotide messenger RNA. RefSeq names its product protein O-fucosyltransferase 2 (gene pofut2). Lineage: Eukaryota; Metazoa; Chordata; Actinopteri; Salmoniformes; Salmonidae. Bases 19 to 1368 code for a protein of 449 amino acids. The record is from RefSeq and is a predicted model, not a curated record. The transcript has 9 exons. Gene Ontology annotation, biological process: protein O-linked glycosylation via fucose. Gene Ontology annotation, molecular function: peptide-O-fucosyltransferase activity.